CCUCUCUUCCUCCCUCUCUCUCUCUCUCUCUCUCUAGCUCUCUCUCUCUUCAUCGCCGCCCUCCGCCGCCGCGAGAUCAAUGGCGUCCUCGGCGCGCAAAGGCGGCGUCUCCCUCCCCGACAAGCGGAACCCCAAGAGCGGCGGCGGCGGCGACGGCGCCGGGAGCGGCAUCGUCUCCAGGAUCGCGGAGUCGCAGAUCGUCGCCCGGGGGAAGCGGGCGGCGGGCGACGCGGCGUUCGUGACGAAGAAGCUCCUGAGGAGCACGGGGAAGGCCGCCUGGAUCGCCGGCACCACCUUCCUCGUCCUCGUCGUGCCCCUCAUCAUCGAGAUGGACCGCGAGCAGCAGCUCAACGAGCUCGAGCUCCAGCAGGCCAGCCUCCUCGGCACUCCCCCCGUCGGGCAGAAAUGAAAGAGCCGCGGUAACGGUUCGCCCCCCCCCCCCCCCCCCCCUUAGAUUGGUCGCUGGUGUGUAUUUGAUGCGCUCCCGGGGUUGGAAUUUCUAGCUUUCGUUGCCCUUUUCUUCGAUAUAAUUUUAGUCGUAGCCAUUGGACAAUGGUCGUCUUAAUCAGUGUAGUUUCUGGAAUUUUGUUCGUUCAAUGUGAAUUCGAGAUAAGAUUUGGCGAUUAUAUCAUCUCUGUUGAAGGGGUAUGACCUCUUUGUUUUUC
This is a messenger RNA of Syzygium oleosum, 665 nucleotides long. RefSeq names its product mitochondrial import receptor subunit TOM9-2. The coding region runs from base 80 to 409 and encodes 109 amino acids. The record is from RefSeq and is a predicted model, not a curated record. Gene Ontology annotation, cellular component: mitochondrial outer membrane. The transcript has a single exon. Gene Ontology annotation, biological process: intracellular protein transport. NCBI's taxonomy places the organism in Eukaryota, Viridiplantae, Streptophyta, Magnoliopsida, Myrtales, Myrtaceae.